CCUGGCAGCGGUGGGCGGACCUAAGGCUGGGCGCUCGGCUCGGCUCCCGCCUGUAGCUCAGGCAGCCGCCCGCUCCCCGCGCCACUCGCCGCCGAGCCGAGCCCGCUGCAGUCCUCUCCGGGCGGCAUGCCCGUGGCCCGAGGAGCAGCGGCCGGGACUGGACGCGCCGAUCUCCGCCGAGCAGCCGGCCAGGGCUCCGGCCAGCGCCUCUCGCUUCCUGCCGGGAUGAAGGGGCUUCUCCAGAGCGGGGCGUCAGAGCCUGGCGCCCGCCCGUGAAGCGCCGAGGCCGGGCGGCGGCACCUGCUGUGCCCGGGGCCCCCCAUGGGGCGGCGGCGCCGGGGCUCCUGAUCGCUCCGCCCGCUCCGCCCGCCGACCGGCCCGCGCCGCCCCGCUCCCCGCCAUGGGCCGCCUGCCGCUGCUGCUGCUGGCCCUGCAGCUGCUGGCCCUGCUGCUGCUGGCCGCGCCCGCCGCCGGGCCCCCCCGGGCCAAGGGCAACCGGACGCAGGGCGCGGCCCGCCGGCCGCCCCGCCCGCCCAAGGAGCUGAACCAGACGCUGGCCGGGCCCGGGGCCGCGGCGGCGCCCAGCGCGGUGAGCGGGGGCGGCGGCGGGGCGGCCCCGGGCCCGGCGCACGAGACGUGCUGGGGCUACUACGACGUGAGCGGGCAGUGGGACAAGGAGUUCGAGUGCAACAACAGCCAGAGCGGGUUCCGCUACUGCUGCGGCACCUGCUACUACCGCUUCUGCUGCAACAAGCGCGCCGAGAAGCUCGACCAGGGCCAGUGCCGCAACUACCAGAGCCCCGGCUGGAUCACCACGCCCGGCCUGCGCCCCGCGCCGCCCGACGGCAGCCAGCCCGACAAGUACGACCCGGCCAAGGACAGCACCAACGCCACGGUCUACAUCUCCUGCGGCGCCGUGGCCUUCGUGCUGGUGGCCGGCGUCUUCGCCAAGGUGGCCUACGACAAGGCGCGGCGCCCGCCCCGGGAGAUGAACAUCCACAGGGCUCUGGCAGACAUCCUAAGGCAGCAGGGGCCAAUCCCAAUAGCACACUGUGAAAGAGAGACUAUCUCGGCCAUAGAUACCCCUCCCAAAGAAAACACGCCCGUCCGAACAUCCUCCAAAAACCACUACACCCCUGUGCGCACCUCUAAAAGCAACCCAGGUCACUAUGGGAAGGAUAUUUAUCGAAGUGGAGGGCCAGAUCUCCACAAUUUCAUCUCCUCCGGGUUUGUCACGUUAGGAAGAGGACACGUGAAGGAUGACCAAGAACAAAAUUAUAACCACCUGAUACUAAACAGUGCAACCCAGACACCUACAAAUGAAAAACCACGGAUGAACAAUAUCCUCACUUCCGCCACGGAGCCCUAUGAUCUCUCCUUUUCCAGGUCCUUCCAGAACCUCUCCCAUCUCCCGCCAUCCUACGAGGCUGCAGUCAAGACUAACCCAAGUAAAUAUUCUUCUCUGAAGAGAUUAACUGACAAAGAAGCUGAUGAAUAUUACAUGAAGAGGAGACACCUUCCUGAUCUGGCAGCACGAGGGACCCUCCCUCUCAAUGUCAUCCAAAUGUCUCAGAAACAGACCAACCACAGAGAACGGCCCCGCCGACCCAUACGGGCUAUGUCCCAGGACAGGGUGCUGUCCCCUGAGAGGGUCCUGCCCGAGGAGUUCAGCAUGUCCUAUGAACGGAUCCUCUCUGAUGAACAGCUUUUGUCUGCAGAGCGCCUCCAUUCCCAAGACCCCCUGCUCUCUCCGGAGCGCACGGGUUUCGCAGACCAGUCCAUGUCGCGCGCAUUGUCACACACAGAUGUCUUUGUUUCUACGCCUGUCUUGGAUCGCUACAGGAUGACAAAGAUGCACUCCCAUCCCAGUGCCUCAAAUAACUUGUACAAUACCUUAUGUAUGAACCAAACUUCCGCCAAGCGCCAAGCAUUCGCCUCCCGACGGCACAACACAGUGGAACAACUGCAUUAUAUCCCAGGACACCACCACCAUUACCGCACAGCAAGCAAAACAGAGGUGACUGUUUAAUAUGACACUGUGCAUUGUGGAUAAUCAGUAAGGACUGGUGUGACCCCAGGACCCCAAACUGCAGUGGCCUUACAGGCCAAGAUAACCUCUAACUGAGUGUCCGAAAAGACUUUUCUGACAGUCACAUCUGCAUUGUUUUUAAAACCAUUUUCAUAUUGUUGACAUAAGAAGAAAAAAUGGGCAAUUGGAGAGAAUCCCCAACAUGCGCCAGUUUCUGUCAAAGAAAGCCAUAGCAGCAGGCGGCACCUUCCAAGGGCUUAUCUGCUGUAACUCACUUGUUUUUAUGAAUUUAGGAUUUUUAAACUUCAAAUUGCGCCAAGUCUCACAGAGCCCACGGUAUGUUUGCAGCAUCCUAGCCUGGCAGGGUGGGGCCCUGUCACCAUCUCUCACACCAGCCUUUUUGGCCAGUACUGAAUUUUUCAGUGACUACUUAUAUUGCCCUUGACUGCUAAUAGUCACAGUCAAGCAUUAGAUGCUAGGAUGUCCCCCAAGUAGCUGUUGUUCUUCCUGAUUUAAAAGUCAAAGCUUACUAGAGGACUGUCAGAUCUAGUGACACAGUUAGCCUAGCUGAUAAAUGAAGUCUUGUUUAUAUUAAAUAUACUCAUAAAACAGAAAUAUAAUAGUGCCUACAACUUGCCUGCUCUCUCAGUGUAGGAAGUAGUGGGAUUGACGUGUCAAUAAGCACAAUUAUGCUGAAAUGCUCGUUAGGCCCUUUCUGCCCUCAUCCUAAUUUCUGCAGUCUGUAAAUAGAAAAUGGGUGGGAUUUCAUUGGUUCAGCUUCUUGCCAACGUGGUGCCGGAGGCACCAAAACUCACCCAUCAUUACAUUGCUAAAAAGCACUUUGGGUAAAACACUGGCUCUGUUGAAAUAGUAAAACUCCCAUUGACUUCACUGGAGCCACGAUUUCACCAUCCUAUUAACAUCUCAUCCCAGUCCAAUUCCUCACCUCUGUUUCUGAGCCUAAUUAUUCCUCUCAGCGACAACUGAGGACUCACCAUUUCAGAGGAAUGGCAAACCCUCUGCUAAAUCUGUUUGAACAGAUACAGACAGAAAAGUUUGUCUAUUAACCCAAAACUAGAUGGAUAUUUUCCAGUCAUCGUCUGAGCAGACAGUUACAUUUCAUGUGCAUAAAUUAUAUAUCCAACAUAAUUAUACUAAAUGGGCAUGUUGUAUAUCUGAUGUAUAAUGCUAAUUAGAUACAGAGUAUUUGUAAAUUCCUUCAAAAAUAGACUCAUGGGUCCAAAAUUUGUGAGGUGUUUUGUAUUUCAGUCUGUACUUACGUUCUGUAGAACUAAUUCAAACUGGGACAUACCUCUGUGCACUGAGAGGAAUCUCAGAGCUUGCGAAAGGCAGGUCAGCAUCCCACUCCAAGUGAUGGCAUCCGUGGCCAUGUUAAUGACCCUUCAACAGUUGCUCAUUAUGUCGCAUAUUCAGUUCCCAUCACAUAAGCAUAUGUUGUUUUCCCAACUGGCAGAAUGGAGCCCCCUGCCUGGAUAAGAUCAUGAAUGACUUCAGAUUUUAAAUACACAUCUUAAUAAUUGCUAAUUUAACUGGCCCAUCUCUCUGCCUCUCCCCCACAUACUCAGUAACUGCCCCUCCCCCCAUACCUCAUAAAUGGCCCCUCCUCUCUUACCCUGUAACGAGCUGUCUUUGCACCUCCCCCACACUCCCCUUAAAUGGCCCCUCUCUGCCCCUCCCCCACAGACCCUGUAACUGGUCUCUUUCCUAUUCAUUUUAACUAGCCCCACAUACUCAGUAACUGCUGCUCCUCCUCAUAACCCUCAUACCCCUUAAAUGCCCCCUACUUAUAUCCUAUAACUAGCUGGUUUUGCCCCUCCCCCACACUCCCCUUAAAUGGCCCCUCUCCUACUCACUUUAACUAGUCCCUUUCUCUGCCCCUCCACCACAUACCCUGUAACUGGCCCCUCCCCCACACUCCCCUUAGCGAGUCUCUCCCCUCCCCCCCCACUUAUCUCACCCCUCCUAACGCUGCUUUGGCUCCCACCCUGCAGAGCGGCAUAUGGUGUGAGAUGCUCCCAGGCUCUGUCUGGGCUCCAAUCCCAGCCCCGGGCUAAUUCUGAGGCACUCUGGGUCCCGUGGUGCCAGGCUGGCAGUGGGAAGGUGUUCUCCUUGGGUAGGCUGUUAAAGGCAGACCUUAGUGAGGAGCCUGUUCCCAUUUGACAUUAAUCAUGCUGCAAUGCUCAAGGGCCCUGGCAUUGCCUGCCCCAAUCUGGGCUGUGCUUGACCCAGUCUCUAGGUCCCAGGGCUCAGUACGUUGGGAAGGGAGUCAAGUGACGAGGAGUACAGGGCUUUGUUUGACAGAAACUGUGCUGGGAUGGAACAACCAAGGGUCACCCUGGUCUAGGUGCCUGUAUUAUGUUCCCUCAGGGCUAAAACCUCCCUGAGCCGUGUCCUCUCCCUGCUUGUAUAGCGUUCUGCCAUGGCCCCCGCAGGGGACAGAAGAACAGCCACUCUGAGCAGCUCCUCGCUCCUUUCUCUCCACUGACGCUCCCCUCCCACCUCCUCAGCCCAGUCUCAGCCCCUCAGAUGUGGACACUUCUCAGAAACAGCCAUGCCCCUGAGCUUUCACCCCGAUUCCCCAUGUCUUGAGGGCCAGGGCUAAUUCCGAACUGAAUGGAGCUGUUUGCAGCUGCCGCCAUCUUUGACAGGGAGGUGCUGACCACAGAGUCUGUGGAGCUCUGCAUUAUGGACCAGGAUGUAGGCAGUCUGGCCUAGUGGUCAGAGCAAGAAUCAGGACUAGUGGGUGGAGAAGGUAUCCAGGUUGGGGAAAUGGGACGAGAGUCAGCACGAGAGUCAAUGGCCAGUUACCAGAGCCAGGGAUUGAAGCUGAAGGUCAGAGCCAAGGUUAGAUUCCAAAUGUCUGAGCCAAGGGUCAAGCCAGAGUCAGAAGGGAGCCAAGGGAAGGAGCCAGGAAAGGAGCCAAGAAUGGUAACUGAUCAUUGGCGGUGAGGCACAAGGGUAGGAACUGGAGGAGAGGCAAGAAUCAAGCACAGAGCAGAAGCAUGGUGGGAACAGGAGCAAAGGCAGCCAUGAGGCAGGAGUGGAGCAGGAAUAGGGUCGGGUGCAGGAGGCAGGCACAAGUAGGGGCCAAUGCAGCCACAACAGGAAAUCGCCUUGCUGCUCAGACAAACUUCCUGUUCCUCCUCCUGCCUUAAAUAGCAUGGUUUGACCAAUCAGUGGAGCUCGGCGAUCCACCAAUCAAGGUGCCCAUGGUGGUGCCUUGGCUGAGGCUAUAUAGUCCUACUAGCUUCUUGGCCCAUCAGGUUUUGGUAGACAUUGGGUAGAAGACAUGAUACAGCAGCUGUCUGGGAAAUCCCAGGACUUGCUUCAAGACACAGGACAUCACACCCUGACUCCCUUCUCACUCCAGUGUAAACCAGGAGCCAUUCCACUGUAAACAGAGUGUGAGAGGAAAUACAGGCCUGGUUUCCAGCAAUCUGUAGGGAGAAGCAGGGCUCAGUGUGGGACACUCAGACACAGGGUUAGGACACUCAUCUCUCUUCUUCUAUGGCCAAGCACAGCUCUCUGGAUGGCUCUUUUCCCACGAGCUCCAUUCUUUGCUUCCAUUUUCAGUUCAUGAGUUAAGGAGCUACUGGAGUAGGUGUAGCUACCAAACCUCUUCUCCUAAGUCCUCUUCACAGAUGCUGUGUUGUGCUCCAGGCCAUUUGAUUGCAGAGCUUCAUCUGUUCUGUUUCACAAAGGUUGCAGGCCCUCUGCCUGUCCUACUUGGGCAAUAAUCUUCCAAAGAAAUUCUGGCCCCUCUCUCCCUGUCUCUUUCACCCAUGCAGCUGGGUGAAGCUGAUGUAUCCCACAGGAGCAAUCAACAGACGCUUCAAUGCACACUCUCUUCAGGGAAGCAGUCACCAUCAAAGCAAGGUUUGGCAGUUUCUCUUGAGAAUGCUUCUUGCACUGGAUAAUGCAUAUCUCUUCUGGACACCGCUCUGUUGUGUGACUUGCCUUGUGUGGCAUGAUAGGCAGGUAACUAGCACAGCAAUGUUCAGCACAAGCCACUGUUUGAUUGGAUUGAGUUCCUCCUUGUCCCUCUUUCUGAGGGCUUGUCACUCAGAGGCUGCAUGGUCUGGGGCUGGGAGUCACAAUGACGCUGGUGGACUAGUCCCAGCUUUGCCAGUGACUGGCAGUGCGACCUCCCCGUGCUUUGUUCAGCUCCCCUUUAGCCAAAUGAGAAGAAGAAUAAUACGGGAGUGUGGUGGGGUUAAUUCAGUAAUGUCUACAAAGUGCGUUGAGAGCUGCCGAGUACAAUGCAGAAGAGCAAAGUAUUAUAAUUAGUAGUAGCAUUGUUAUUUGUUGGUUGGAAGAUGAUGUGCUGACGUGUCUGGACUGGCAAGAGUCCACAUAUGGUCACCCUAUUCAGAGGGAGAAUGUGCUGGGUGGGACAGCUUCACAGAAUAACCCACUGGUUUACUUCUGUCCUGUAACUUGUCCAUUUUCUCUCUAGCCAGCUGCAGUCCCUAUGGCAGCUCUCACACAUGCUUCAACUUCCCUGCUCCAUCCUGCCCAGGUCUGAGCCACCUUCUGACCCUCUCCUCAGGACGAAAGCAGAGUGCAGUCCAGAUUCCUCAGUACAAUAGAUCUGACUUAUGAUGAAUCUUACCCGUCCUAGCCAUGGGUGGCCAUAAGCAUCUGCAGAGUGCCAAGUUCCCAAAAUGCAUGUGGGGAGGAGAAAAGGGUAUGCAUAGUAUGCCCCGGUUUAUAGCAUUUCCUACAAGCUGGUAUUGACUUUGCAUGCCCCGGGCAGUAUUAUACAACAGUGAGUUGCAUUGGGGAACCCCGGAAUUCAGACUGACCCUGUAACAAUCUUGUCUCCUGAGAUCUAUAGACACAGUCUUUGAAAUAUGGAAACUAUUUUUAAUGAACCACAUGUCACAUUAAAACUUCAUCAGAGCUGAUGAAAAUGUUUUCAGAUAUGUUUUAAAGGCACCAAAUUGUGUUUUAAUGAAAAAUGACCAUAUUGUCCAACGUUUUAAUGUUCCUUUUUUAAACGACACUCUGAUUCAGGGGUGUGGAGAAGCGUGAGGUGGGAAAUGGUAACUGAGAUACAAGAUAUCCUUUCCUUGCCCAGAGUUAAUUUCUACUUACUGCUCUGCUUUCCUGACCACACGCAAUGACAGGCCCAUGAAGCUGGGCUUCACAGCUGCAGAUACAUAGUAUUAUAUCAAAACAGUCCACAUCCGAAAUGUGCAACAUGAUGGGAUUUGGGCGCUAACUCUAUACAAGCAGAAUCAUCCCAGGGAAAAGGGAGAUAGUUCCCAGCAGUUGGGAAAAGUUCUGCAUAACAAACAAAGGUUCAUGAAACAGGGUAACAUUUAACUGUAGAGGAAGUAUAUGUUCUAAUUUGUGACUGAUUAGCCAUUUUCAGUUUAUGUAGCAGAGGACUAGCUCGUCUUAGCUUUAGUUUCAGAUUUAUUCUACAGAGUUGGAAGGAGGAACUACACUGAAAGCUGGUUAAUACAUGUAGAUUUCAUGUGCUGGGGAGGUAAAACUAUGGGAAAGUUUUGAAAAGUUGGAUUAAAUAUUUUCAUUAAAAAAAGUGUUGUUAGCAAUAAUUGUGUCCGGCUGUUUCUUAGAAAAUAGCCAUUUGUAUGUUGUUUGUUCACAAGCUGAUCAUAAAGGUGUAAUUAGCAGGCUGUCUUUAGCUGGUUUAGGCUUACAACUGACAUAUCCUUGUUAGUUCUAAAUCUGACUGUCUAAAAAAAAAAAUCUACAUUUGACCUGCUGAAAGCCCAUAGGCUAGAACAGAGAUGGGAUUAUUCUGUUCCAAUAUAUUUAUGUAAAUCUGAAAGUGAUCUACUAUCUCAAUAGUUAGAGAAAUGACAUUUUGUGUCUCUUGUGUGCUCUUCAUUAUGUGUGAAAAUUCUCACUGUUGGUGCCAUUCACGACAGCAGUGAAAUGUGAGAGCCAAGACAUUCUGAAGUUCUGCCCAUGUGCUUUGUAAUAGCUUCUUACAACCUUCAUUCCGUAAAUCGGUUAGAAAUUUUGUAGCAAGAAUUUUUUGGCUCUAAGAAAGACAUUUCUUACUGUAAUAUUUUUAGUUUGGGGGACAAUAUUUCCUAAGAGGGGGUUAGGUGGACAUUUUUGUGCUUUAGCCCAAUUUAUGGAUUCCGUGUUUAUUAUACAGUAGUACUGAUGAGAAAGUACAUUUGUAUCUGUAACUUUGCACAGACUCUUGGUUAACCAUUAAAUAAGCUUCAAGAUGAGCAGUAUUUGACUGUUUUUCUCUGUAUUAUUCUUGUUGUUAUACUUACCAGUAAAAGCACAUUCUAUAUGUACUGUAAACAAAAAUAUUAUCAGUUUAGUAAAAUUUAGAGGUCUUAAGGAUUUUUCCACUUUUGUCAGUAACAAAUAUUUAUGGAUUCCAAAAUAAAGCAAUUUAAACAUA
Molecule: messenger RNA, 8447 nt
Organism: Caretta caretta (loggerhead turtle)
Lineage: Eukaryota; Metazoa; Chordata; Testudines; Cheloniidae
Gene: SHISA6
Product: shisa family member 6
Biological process (GO): regulation of short-term neuronal synaptic plasticity; regulation of AMPA receptor activity
Cellular component (GO): postsynaptic density; postsynaptic membrane; dendritic spine membrane
Source: RefSeq, a predicted model, not a curated record